Messenger RNA from Lobosporangium transversale, 369 nucleotides. Its product is annotated as nuclear transport factor 2. Gene Ontology annotation, biological process: protein import into nucleus. The transcript has 4 exons. NCBI's taxonomy places the organism in Eukaryota, Fungi, Mortierellomycota, Mortierellomycetes, Mortierellales, Mortierellaceae. The record is from RefSeq and is a predicted model, not a curated record. The coding region runs from base 1 to 369 and encodes 122 amino acids. Gene Ontology annotation, cellular component: nuclear pore central transport channel.
AUGGCCGACAUCCAAGCAAUUAGCAAACAGUUUACUGAUUACUACUAUGGUACAUUCGACAGUAGCCGCGCCGGCCUCGCUCCUCUUUACCGUGACAACUCCAUGUUGACUUUCGAGGGUGUUCACACUUUGGGUGCUCAGGCUAUUGUCGAUAAGUUAAUCUCUCUUCCUUUCCAAUCAGUUGUCCACAAGGUUUCCACCCACGAUUCUCAGCCAUCUGAUAACAACUCUAUUGUUAUUUCUGUUACUGGACAGUUGUUGAUUGACAAUGAACAGAACCCUCAAUUUUUCACGCAGACUUUCUACUUGAAGCACGAUGGCAGCAACUUCUAUGUUGCCAAUGACAUCUUCCGUCUCGUUUAUGCAUGA